GUUGGCCUGACCAUAGCGGCAGCUGGAUUUGCAGGUCGCUAUGCGCUGAAAGCCAUGAAGCAAAUGGAGCCACAAGUAAAACAGGCACUUCAGAAUCUACCAAAACCUGCCUUCAGUGGUUAUUACAGAGGUGGAUUUGAACCCAAAAUGACUAAACGAGAAGCAGCUUUAAUACUAGGAGUGAGCCCUACAGCCAACAGAAGUAAAAUUAGAGAAGCUCAUAGACGAAUCAUGCUUCUGAAUCAUCCAGAUAAAGGUGGUUCUCCAUAUGUAGCAGCCAAAAUCAAUGAAGCUAAAGACUUACUGGAAGACCAAGCUAAAAAAUGA
This is a messenger RNA of Tauraco erythrolophus (red-crested turaco), 327 nucleotides long. NCBI's taxonomy places the organism in Eukaryota, Metazoa, Chordata, Aves, Musophagiformes, Musophagidae. The record is from RefSeq and is a predicted model, not a curated record.